Molecule: messenger RNA, 2742 nt
Organism: Letharia columbiana
Lineage: Eukaryota; Fungi; Ascomycota; Lecanoromycetes; Lecanorales; Parmeliaceae
Exons: 2
Coding region: 1-2742 (913 amino acids)
Molecular function (GO): protein binding
Source: RefSeq, a predicted model, not a curated record
AUGGAAGGCUAUCGAACCCGAGCCUACCCUCCUAUGGUCUCUACUAAGAUGGAUCCCUCCUACAAAGUUGAUGAAGGCUACUCCGAGGAUACAAGAAGUCAAGAUGACCCUGAUUCCCCAAUGAGAAUGGAGCCAGAAGGAGACGAUAUGCUGCCAACACAGACAGCUUUUGACGCUGUGAUGGCUCUCAGCGAAGGGGAGAAGAGUGAAUUUGUUUAUAACAUGCUACGUACCCUCAGAGUCUCCUCCAUAGCCUCCGUCGUUGAUCGGUUAUGGCCCCUCUUCCACAAAGAUCCGAUCACCAUCUUUCCUGCGGAGAUCAUGUCGCAGAUCUUUGCUUGCCUAGAUCCCCCAUUGUUGCUGGAAGCAUCUAGGGUUUCUCGAGCCUGGAGAGAAAGAGUGCUCGAUAGUGGACUCUGGAAGCACAAGUUCAAGACUGAAGGGUGGGGCUUGAGAAUGGAUGAGAUUGAGCACUUUGAAAACAAUUAUAACCAGAGGGCAGUGGGGUCACGUUCGCCGACUACAAGGACCGAGGAAAAAAGCGCGCAAAAACUGUAUAAGGCACUGCCUAGGGUUUCCCGACCAACACGCCAAACUUCUCAGAAUGCUCAACAGGACAACGGUCAGGUCAAUCAGGAGCCUGGAGAUGAUGCCGAGAUGGUGGACGUCGGUUCGGCGUCCCCUGAACGGUCUCGUAUCGAGCCGGCCGAGGCCUUUGGGCAGGUGGAUCCCUCAAAGGCACAGGGAAAACAGCCAUGGAAUGAGAUCAAGAAGGAAGCGCCUGAUACGAAAGAGGGUCAGAAAAACUCAAUUCCUGGAAAACUUCAUCUAGCGCAAUCUCUUAUGUUAUAUGCUUCUCCAGGCCAAUCACGUCUGAAUUAUCAUCACGUCUUCAAGCAAAAGCGGAAGCUUGAAGAUAAUUGGAACAAUGGGCAAUUCCAAAGUUUUCAGCUACCUCAUCGGGAUCACCCAGAGGAUGCUCACACCGAGUGCGUUUACACGAUACAAUAUUACGGGAAGCAUUUAGUGAGUGGAAGUCGUGACCGCACGCUGCGGAUCUGGGACAUAGAUGCACAGCGUCUUAUCAGGAAGCCGCUAGAAGGCCAUACUGGCUCGGUCCUGUGCUUGCAGUUUGAUGACCGAAAGGAAGAGGACAUCAUAAUCUCUGGCAGUAGUGAUACGCACGUCAUUCUUUGGCGUUUCUCGACGGGCGAAAUGAUAAAGCAACUCACUAAUGCUCACAGAGAGUCGGUGUUGAAUCUGAAGUUCGACAAGCGAUUUCUUGUGACAUGUUCGAAGGACAAGACUAUCAAGAUAUGGAAUCGACAGGAGCUACGGCCUGGGGAUAAAGACUACCCGGUCAAAGGAGCUCCAGGUGGUGGCCACUGCCCUUCCUAUAUCCUUGACAUGAACGCUAUUGCGAGCACACUGCGCAAUGGACGACCCGAUGUGGAUUUUCAAAAUCAUCUGCUCGAACCUUAUACUCACCUGAUGACGCUUGAUCUUCAUGGAGCUGCUGUCAACGCCAUUCAAAUUUACAGGGACCAAUUAGUUUCAGCAUCUGGAGACCGUAAUCUCAGAGUCUGGAACAUACACAGUGGAGAAUGUUCCGCGAAGGUCGAAGCCCACGCGAAAGGAAUAGCUUGCGUCCAGUACGAUGGGAAAAGGAUCGUAAGUGGGAGCAGCGACAACACGAUUCGGAUUUGGGAUCCAGCCUCCAAGACCGAAGUCGCUCGUCUAGAUGGCCACACGAGGCUUGUACGUACGAUUCAAGCGGCAUUCGCGGACCACCCUGGAGGGAGGGAAAGGCUCGAAUCCGAAGCGAUGGAAGUCCAACGCCAGUGGCAGGCAGCCAGUAUUGCGGGAUUGAUUCCUCCUAGCUCUGAGCGGCGACGUCAAGGAAAUCCUGGAUCACGGAAACCUAAAGAUAUCAAGAGUGUUGGAGCAAAGAUACCUCCGAGCGGUGGCGGAAGUCGAUGGGGCCGUAUAGUAUCGGGUUCCUACGAUGAGACUAUCAUCAUAUGGAAGAAGACAGAUGAUGAUGAAUGGGUGAUUGGGCAGAGGCUACGUCAAGACGACGCACUUCGAGCUGCCGGCCCUCCACUCAUUCCUCGAUCGGACGCCCAAGCUCAAGCACAAGCGCAGGCACCAUCAAAUCCACUCCAUCUCCCAAAUCAUGCACUAAACUCUCAAACUCAUCAAGCGCCACCACGACAGCAUCCUCUUCAGGCCGCCGGUGUCCAAGGUCCUCUCCCGGCGCAUCAGAUAGCUCAACAAAUCGUGCAAGCUGCUGCUGCAACCUCACAACAAGGUUCGUCCACUCACCAACAGCCUCCGAACCCGAAUCAACCCCAGAACCCGACGCAAACCCCUUGGACCAACAGUGCUUACGCACGGCGGCUUUUGCGAGCUCAGCAGCAGGCUAACAUACCUAGUCUUUCCGCUGGGGGACCAUUGAAUGCUCCUCAGAAUGCUGGUCAAGCAGGAAAUACGCCGAAUCCUGCACCCACUCUACCAGCAUCAGCACCUCCACCGCUCCAUCCCCAUCACGUGCCACGGCCUGGCCCACCAAUCCCAAAUGCUGCACAAGUUGGGCAACCUAAUGCUAGAGUUUUCAAGCUGCAAUUCGAUGCUAGAAGGAUUAUUUGUUGCUCUCAGGAUCCGAAAAUCGUUGGGUGGGAUUUUGCGAAUGGAGAUGAGCAAAUUAUUGAGAGCAGUAGAUUCUUUGCUGCUCCUCAAUGA